CAUGCCUCCUGGGUCGAAAAAAAGAAAGGCUUUGAAGAAGAAGCAGCAAGAGGAACAGGAAUCCAUUGGAGCUAGUGCCAACAACAAAGGCUUCAAUGGUCAUGGGAACAUUUCUGGACAUGAUGAACAUGGAAGCCAAGAUGAGAGAGAAAGUGAUGGCAACCUGAGUUCUCCUGGUUCUCAGGGAAAUGAUGAAUUUGGGGCAAGAGACCCAUCUCCUUCACCUCCUCCAUCAUCUGGUCUGGGGAAAGUCACUGUUAAAGAGAAUACAGACAUUACUCGGGUAGGAGUGAAAGGUGAAGACUUUAUUGCAGUUGGAAGUGGAACGGAUCAUGAGGAGAAUGGUGUGGACAAACCACCCAAUUCCUUUCCUGAAAAUUUGGCUCACAAUUCCAGAGAACUAGCUUCUCAAGAGGCUGGUGGUACUUCAACUUUGGAAAUUGCACCUGCUGUUGAAUCUGACAAGCCUGUGGGUUCUUCUUCUGCCUCAAAGGUUGUGAUGGCUGACAAAAAUGAGCAAGUUGAGAGCUCGACAGACUCGGAUUCUGUCCAACAGAAGUCUGGUGAAACCGAAGGGAAGCGUGGACUAGAAGAAGCGAAAAAAGGUAACAACAUUUCAGGAUCUGCUGCAGACACAAGCAAAGAAAUCAAGAGAGGGAAAGAAUCUGAAGUGCCAGAAUGUUCGGAAGAAAGGAGUCUUAUGCCUUCUGGUCCACCAGUUGUUCGAACCUCAUGGUUGAGUUGCUGCGGUUUGUUUGAUGUGAUGGCAGGAUCUGAAAGAUAAUUUCAGAAGAUAAGCAGAAAAGCAUAAAUCAGCAAACAAUGGACAGCAGAAAAGCUUAAAGAACAGCCAACAAGACAGUAUUCAUUGGGUCGUAUAUUCUUCUCUGUACAUUCAAGCACUAAUGUCUGUCUUUGCAACAUAAAUUUCUUGUGUUCAUGUUUUGGAAUUUUUAGAUUCAUGAGAACAGAACACAGUUCCUACUUUCCUACUCUUUUUCGUAUAUUCAACAGCACAUUAAUGGGCUUACCA
This is a messenger RNA of Camelina sativa (false flax), 1033 nucleotides long. RefSeq lists its product as uncharacterized. Lineage: Eukaryota; Viridiplantae; Streptophyta; Magnoliopsida; Brassicales; Brassicaceae. The record is from RefSeq and is a predicted model, not a curated record.